Scomber japonicus (chub mackerel) is the source of this 2031-nucleotide messenger RNA. RefSeq names its product zinc finger, DBF-type containing 2 (gene zdbf2). Bases 1 to 2031 code for a protein of 676 amino acids. The record is from RefSeq and is a predicted model, not a curated record. Lineage: Eukaryota; Metazoa; Chordata; Actinopteri; Scombriformes; Scombridae. Gene Ontology annotation, biological process: epigenetic programming of gene expression; genomic imprinting. The transcript has 6 exons.
AUGUGGGCGGAGCCUCAGCCAGGUCCGUCCAGGUGUGGGCCCAGCAGGCAGGGUUACUGUGGUUACUGCAGAGUCCUCUACAGCAGCUUGGACCAGCACCUGUCCAGUCUCAGACACCUGGAUUCUGUCCGGGGCUCCACCCGGGGCUCCACCCGGGGCUCCACCCGGGGCUCCAGCAGCGCCUCCCCAGCCGGCAGCAGAACCAAACUAACCCUGCUGGAGCGUUUCCUGCAGGACGUUCUGCAGCACCACCCGCACCUCUACAGCGACUCCAGGCCGUCUCACGCUGACCUCCCAGCAGUCUCCACCCCGCCGUUGCCGAGGGAGGAGCUUGAUGAAGUCCGUUUCCCUGACGACGGCAGCCGGUCGCCGUGCAGUCAGCCGUCCAAUCAGCCGUCCAAUCAGCAGGAAGAGGACGUCCCCUGCAGCCAAUCAACAGGCGGCAACACGGAUGGGGCGAGGCUGUCUGCACCAAUCAGAGAGCAGGAGGGAGGAGAGGCCCCGCCCCCGCACACUCAGGCCCCGCCCCCGCACACUCAGGCCCCGCCCCCGCACAGGAAAGCCCACAGGAAGACGGACAAGAGGAAAACCAGCGACGACUCCUCACCUGGUCCUGGUCCUGGUCCCCGGGGCCCCUCGGAGCUGAGACCCUGGAGUCCUGGUCCCGGGCCCCGGGGCCCCUCGGAGCUGAGACCCUGGAGUCCUGGUCCUGGUCCUGGUCCUGGUCUUGGGCCCCGGACCGCCUCAGAGCUGAGACCCUGGAGUCCCGGUCCCGGACUGACGGAGACUUACCACUUCAGUCCUCCGUCUCUGGAAACACCGAGUGAAGACUGGGACGCCCCUGUUCAGGUGUGUUUCCAAGGGGAGCAGACGCUGUGUGACACCCCGGUCCAGCUGAAGCAGGGGGGGCGGGAUCUCAGCCGUCUCAUGGAGGCCCAGGUGGACCAGGUGGACCAGGUGUAUUCCUACCAGCUGGCCUCGGCCCUCCACAGUGAGCAGAGGGAGGGGGGCCAGGAGGAGGUCUUACCUGUACCCAGGUAUAUCCCAGAAUCCUUCAGGAGGAAGUCCUGGGCCCAGGUGGAGCAGGAGGACGAGCUCCGGGUCCAGGACCUGGUCCGGCAGUUCAGACGAGGCCGGUUCGUCUGCUACUUCGACAGCGAGUCUCUGGCCAGGUACGGGAGGCGGAGCCGGAACAAAGGGGCGGGGUCAGAUGCCGGAGCCCUUCCCUUAUUGGACGAGGAUGACGGAGCCUCGGUGAGGAAGAGGAGGAAGAGGAGGAGCUUCAGAGUGGCGUCCAGGUGCCAGGUGGUCAAAGUGAGUCACAGCACUCAGACGGUGCAGCUGGUCAUCCCGGCUGUCCGUCAGCCAGAAGCCCCGCCCACCGGCAGCCCUCCGGCCUAUCAGCUGGCAGCAGAGAGGACGCCUGAUGCGCAGAGCUGGCUCCGCCUCCCGUCGUCCUACUGUGACAUCAUCACGCCGCUGCAGCCUCGCACCUCUCUGCUAUACCUGCUGUGCCCCGCCCCCACGCCUGGCCCCGCCCCCACACCUGAUCCCGCCCCCUCACCUGUCCCAAGCUCUGCCCCCAAACGCUGCAGGAGGAAGCGGCGUCCGCUGGACCUCCGGGGGUUAAAGGUCAAGUACAAACGUCUUCCUGUGCGUUUCUAUGAGCUGAGCAGUAAACGCAUCCUGUCCCGCCCCCCCGCCCCACCCCCACAUAUGGCCCCGCCCCCUCGCCUGGCCCCUCCCCCCGCCUGCGUCCGCCAGCUGUUCCGUAGUCUGAGUCCAGACCUGAACACCGAGGGGGGGGAGGGGGUCAAAGGUCAGAGGUUCCUGCUGAGCGCGCUCAGUAGAGACGCACAAGACACGCCCCCCGCCCCCCCCACCCAGGGGAGGGGGGGGCCCAGGACCAGAUCCAGGACUCAGACCAAACUCCCACAAACCAGAAGGGAAGGCCUGCGCCCCCAAACACACCCCCCCCCUUCAGCCCGCAGGGGGCGGAGCCGCAGGGGGCGGGGCUACGACCGGAGGUAG